CUAAGCCCCGCCCAUCCAGCCACCACCGCUACCGUAGCAACAGCGGCAUGCUAAUUUAGCUCAGCGCUGCUUAAACUGCAAACCCUGUCAGCAUCCCGGAUCCAGCAAACAUUUAUAAAGAGUUUCGGGCAGUUUUAAACUCGGAGGGGACAAAACUUAUAUCCGGGAUGUGCUCCGUGGUCGGAUGUGAUUCGCUUCGUCGCAGUGCGCAACGGUUCAAGUUACCGGAGGACCCGGAGAGGAGGCUGGAGUGGGUUCAGUUUCUGGCCACAGUCAAUAAACAGCGAUUUAAAGAGUCAUCGUGGACUGACAUCACUAUCUGUCGGGAACACUUUGACGAUGACUGCUUCGUACAGCUCACUGACAGCGUGCAGCUGAAGCCUGGUUCUGUUCCAACAGUGUGUCCACAGUCAGAGGAUCCAGAGCCGAACCUGGGCAGCAGUAAAUGUGAGGAGUCUGUGGAUAACACAGAAGUUGUUUAUGAACAUGAUCGACUCAGAACAUGUGAUGGCCCAACUGUAUGUUCGGAAGACUCAAGGCCAGCUUCAUCGGCCUCCCAAGAAGGCCUGGCCCCCAGAGACGUCUCAUGUCCAGAUGAUCCCUCAGAUGCAUUCAUAUCUACAUAUAAUCAGAUGCAAGCAAAAAAUGUGGAUAGGGAUUUAAUCAGGAAAAAAGCUGCUCUUCUAAAGAUGGCCGGGAAGUUUGUUGUGAAUGAAAAGCGGCUUCUCCAGCUGUUCAGCUCCAAGUGUCCGUCAUGUGGAGGUGAACUUCAGAUGAACAAGGUCACCCGCGGCCUCCUCGUCAUCGUGGACCAGCACUGUCUUCAGUGUGGCUACACGUACCAGUGGAAAAGUCAGGCUGAUGGUUGUGCACCAGCAGCUGAAGAUAAACAUCUGACAGGAGGCACAGAAGCAGCAGCAACAGAUGACACCCACAGCGGCAUCACAGGGGUCCCUGAGAUUGUUGCAGUUAUCGAUGAGGAGAGUGAUGCCGUGAAUGAAACAGAGGAAUCAAGCGAUCCUGGUGACAUGGACUCCGAUGAGGACUGGAAGCCAGUGAAGGAUUUUUUCCCACUUGGAGUGCUUCCAAGCCAACCUGAUGAGGAAUCCAAAGAUGAAGGGGAAGAAGAGGCGGCUGAUUAUCCCUCCAUCCUCCCUCAACACACUGAGCUCUGUACAGACUGUGGAAAGUUUUUUAAUAAAAGAAAGUCGCACACCUGUGAGCACAAAAUAAAGCCCUAUUCCUGCUAUAUUUGUGGCAAGAGAUGUGUCAGCAAGAUCGCGCUCAAUUCUCACAGCAGAAUCCACAAUGAAAGUUACGAGCAUCGGUGCAAAUAUUGUCACGUUACAUUCAGAACAAAGGUGGGCAAAAUGACCCAUGAGCAGACCCACCAAACUGAAGGAAAACCCUAUAAAUGUCCAGACUGUUCAGAGACAUUUGCCUCUAAUAGGGAGCGAACACUUCACCUGGAAGACCACAGAGGCCCCAGGCAGCUAACAUGUCACAUCUGUGGGAUGGACUUCCUUUGGCCGCUUUCUCUCCAGAGACACUUGGCGGUUCAUACUGGAGCAAAGCCUUUUAAGUGCUCGGUGUGCCAACGUGGCUUCAACCAGCCGAGUCACCUGAAAUCCCACAUGCGCCUGCACACAGGGGAGAGACCUUACAAGUGUCAGCACUGUGAUAAAUGCUUCAAUCACAACGUGAGCUUGAAGAGUCACAUCCAGCGUUACCACACAUCCAGCUCUGGACGUGAGCAGACGAAGGAAAAGAUAAACGAAAGGGAAAGUGACACUGGUGAUGCUCAGUGUAAAGGGAACAACAGAAGUGUGGACUCUGGCCUUGACAAUGCAGAAGAAGAAGAGGAUACAGAAGAAGAGGUGCAGAAGGAGAGAGUACAUAGCUUUAAAAAGAAAAGGAGAAGCACGGGUAGACCCAUAGGACGGCCUAAGAGCUUUGGAUCGGGUAACACGGUUCUGUCAGUUCAAAUGGAAGGUCAGGUAUCAAACACUAAGACUGGAGCACUUAAUGUGCAGGAGCUAAACAGAACACAAUGCAGCGAUGAAGAAAGUGAAGACAAAUCGUCUGAAAGCGACACAUCCUUCGAUUCAGCAGCGGAGGAAGAGGAGAGAAGCAAGAAAGCGAUGAAGAACACAGCAGGAUCAAGAGGAAAACUAAAACUUUCUGACAGUGACUCUGAUUUUAAGCCAGCAGACAGAAAGAAGAAGAGGUGCAGCAGCCAAAACCAAGGAAAAAGCUUAGGGAAGCGCAGAGGAAGACCUAGAAAAAAUCUAGUGAUGUAAAGACUUUUAAAGUGUACAAAGUCAAAUAAUUAAUUUUAUUGCAAAGUAAAAGAACGAGGAGUCACACGAAGGGGACAUUUAUUUCCUUGACAAUGGCUUAAUAUGAGGUACAAAUACUUAGGUCUUGGCCAGAGUUUAGAUUGCAGUUUGAGAAUACAUGUUCACUAAUGUGUGUAACAUAACAUCAGACUGGAAUGAAAUAUAUUAAAUAUAUAUUAGGUGACAAUGCUCUUGUCUGCUAUGUAUUUCAAAUACACUAUUCUUUAUAUUACAGUCAUAUAAAAUUAUGUAUGAUAUGUAAAGUGCUCAGAAGUUAUUCACACAUGUUGCAAACUUCUUCUCUGCAUCUAAUCCCAUCACUGUUCAGAAUAGCAUAUGAGAAACCGUUAUUCUUCAGAAAAGUUAGGAGUGCAUUUUUCAUUUUGUGGCAACAGAGAGAGAAACUGUUUCAACUGCUUCUGUAGUUUGGCAGCAAACAUAAAUACCAAUAAACCCCUACAGCACCUAAGGAAAAUGUUUCCGUA
Amphiprion ocellaris (clown anemonefish) is the source of this 2824-nucleotide messenger RNA. RefSeq lists its product as uncharacterized. Gene Ontology annotation, cellular component: nucleus. Bases 168 to 2300 code for a protein of 710 amino acids. The transcript is spliced from 5 exons. The record is from RefSeq and is a predicted model, not a curated record. Lineage: Eukaryota; Metazoa; Chordata; Actinopteri; Pomacentridae.